Messenger RNA from Papaver somniferum (opium poppy), 667 nucleotides. RefSeq names its product 28S ribosomal protein S33, mitochondrial-like. The record is from RefSeq and is a predicted model, not a curated record. Gene Ontology annotation, cellular component: mitochondrion. The coding region runs from base 186 to 488 and encodes 100 amino acids. The transcript has 3 exons. NCBI's taxonomy places the organism in Eukaryota, Viridiplantae, Streptophyta, Magnoliopsida, Ranunculales, Papaveraceae.
AGUGGAGUCUGUCAGCCGAGAGAAAGUCUGACCGCGACCAAGCCAAAAACCCUAACCGGCCAGAAAUAUCUCAGACUCAUUCCAUUUCAACCAUCUCUAAAUUUAUUUUAUCGGAGGUUCAAUUUUGUUUCUUCUCAAAAGGUUCUCACUCAGUAAUCUUAAUUUCAGCAUUUUUUGGUAGUAGAAUGAGUAACUUCAGGUUAUUGUUAGCGGAGGCAGCAUUAAAAGGGGUUACAGAAGCUCGAGCUCGGAUAUUUGGGCAUGUGCUAAACCCAACAGGACAACCAUCUGGUAUCAAAAUUCUUCGGAAAAAGCUUAUUGGUGAGAAGGUGGCUGCAUGGUACCCGUAUGAUAUCAAGAGGGAUGAUCCUCUUGUCAUGGCCCGUGAAGAAAAAGCGCGAUUAUCGAAGCUUGAAAUGCAGAAACGACGUGGGAAAGCUGCACCUAAGAAAGGUCAAGGAAGACGUGCUCUCAAACGCAACAAGUAGAGGUGAUUUGACAAGUGUCUUUAACUGCCAUUUUAGGAGGAUUUAAGUGUGCUAAAAUUUGUUGAAACAAGUCUUAAAUCAACAAUCUCAUUUGUCGUCACAAUAACAUUAUUAGUUUAUCUGUAGCAAAUGUGUGCAGAUAGUUUUUUAUGUUGGAAAUUUCAGCUCCAUGAUCAUCA